Messenger RNA from Cinclus cinclus, 1173 nucleotides. RefSeq names its product heparan sulfate glucosamine 3-O-sulfotransferase 3A1-like. The transcript has 2 exons. NCBI's taxonomy places the organism in Eukaryota, Metazoa, Chordata, Aves, Passeriformes, Cinclidae. The record is from RefSeq and is a predicted model, not a curated record. Bases 1 to 1173 code for a protein of 390 amino acids. Gene Ontology annotation, molecular function: [heparan sulfate]-glucosamine 3-sulfotransferase activity.
AUGGCCGUGAGCGCGGCGGUCGCCCCCGCCGCCGAGCCGCUGCCCCGCAGCAUCUUCAAGAAGUUCCUGGUGAUGCUCUGCUCCCUCCUCAUGUCCCUCUACGUCUUCUACUGCCUGGCCGACCGCUGCCAGACGUUGCCCGGACCCAUCAUCGCCGCCGGCGCCGCAUCCGAGGAGGACGAGGGCGGCGGGGGCGAGUUCCUGGGCGGCUCGGCCGAGCUGCCCCCCUGGCAGGCAGCGGCGGCGCGGCGCAAGCGGCUCCUGCAGCGGCUCAAGCAGCGGCGGCGGCGGCAGGAGGAGGCGCCGGCCGGGGGCGGCGGGAGCCGGGCGGGCGGCUCGGGCGGCGGGGGCGGCGCGGCGGGCACGGCCGGCACCCUGGCUCUGCUGCUGGGCGAGGGCAGCAAGCGGCUGCCCCAGGCCAUCAUCAUCGGCGUGAAGAAGGGGGGCACGCGGGCGCUGCUGGAGUUCCUGCGGGUGCACCCGGACGUGCGCGCCGUGGGCGCCGAGCCCCACUUCUUCGACCGCAACUACGAGCGGGGACUCGCCUGGUACAGGGACCUGAUGCCCAGGACACUGGAGGGGCAGAUCACCAUGGAGAAGACCCCCAGCUACUUCGUCACCAAGGAGGCCCCAGCCCGCAUCUCCUCCAUGUCCAAGGGCACCAAGCUCAUCGUGGUGGUGCGGGACCCCGUGACCAGAGCCAUCUCGGACUACACCCAGACGCUCUCCAAGAAGCCUGACAUCCCCACCUUUGAGAGCCUGACCUUCAAAAACAGGACUACAGGCCUGAUCGACACCUCGUGGAGCGCCAUCCAGAUUGGCAUCUACGCCAAGCACCUGGAGAACUGGCUCCUCUACUUCCCCAUCGGGCAGAUCCUCUUCGUCAGCGGGGAGAGGCUCAUCAGUGAUCCUGCAGGGGAGCUGGGCAGAGUCCAGGACUUUCUGGGCCUCAAGAGGAUCAUCACUGACAAACACUUCUACUUUAACAAAACCAAGGGCUUCCCGUGCCUGAAGAAGGCAGAGGGCAGCAGCAAACCCCACUGCCUGGGGAAGACGAAAGGCAGGACCCACCCUGACAUCGACCAGGAGGUGGUGCAGAGGCUGCGGGACUUCUACCGGCCCUUCAACAUGAAGUUCUACCAGAUGACAGGCCAGGACUUCGGCUGGGACUGA